Molecule: messenger RNA, 1050 nt
Organism: Branchiostoma floridae (Florida lancelet)
Lineage: Eukaryota; Metazoa; Chordata; Leptocardii; Amphioxiformes; Branchiostomatidae
Product: CMP-N-acetylneuraminate-poly-alpha-2,8-sialyltransferase-like
Exons: 3
Coding region: 1-840 (279 amino acids)
Biological process (GO): N-glycan processing; oligosaccharide metabolic process
Molecular function (GO): alpha-N-acetylneuraminate alpha-2,8-sialyltransferase activity
Source: RefSeq, a predicted model, not a curated record
AUGAGAGAACGCAUACUCAAGUUUUACAACCCCGAAACAAACCUGAGUCUAACGCAGUCGAGCCUACGGAUUGGGCAACGUUUGGAAUAUGAAUUCGGUGGUAAAUCUUUCAACGUCACCGAAGACUUCUUGAAACUCAUCCCAAAGGAAUCACCUCUGAAGGACCGCCAUUUCAACACCUGCGCAGUCGUGGGCAACUCCGGUAUUCUACUAAACAGUAGCUGUGGUCAAGAAAUCGACUCCAUGGACUUCGUCAUUCGGUGUAACCUGCCUCAAAUCGAAGGUUAUGAGAAAGAUGUCGGCUCCAAGGCGAACCUGACUACAAUGAAUCCAUCCAUCGUCAAACGUAACUUUGGACAAUGGCACAACAAAACAACGGAUGAUUAUGAUCGUUUGUUACGACGUCUUAAACAGAUUGGCGACCAGAUCUUGUACGUGCCCGCUUUCACAACUCCGAGGGAGGAGAAGAACGUGAGGGUGAUCACACAGAUUCUUCUGGAACACAAACUGCCGAUAAGGGCUACUUUUCCACCGGCAAGAAUUAAAAUGAACAGUCUCAUAAAAUCAAUUUGGACAAAGGCUGGGUUUAAGAUGCUAGCGCUUCGUCCGUCCACGGGAGCGCACAUGUACACCCUGGCUGCCACCAUCUGCGACCAGGUCCACAUGUACGGCUUCUAUCCGUUCAGCGAGGACAAGCGAGGCAGGGCGCUCAGCUACCACUACUAUGACACGAAGAAGAUGAUAGGCAAAAAGACCCACAACAUGCCAGAGGAAUUUAGGGCAUUUCAGCAGCUCCACGUGCGGGGUGCAUUGGUACUGCAUAUAGAACCAUGUCAUUGACCUUUUAGCAAAUGCAUAGAUUUUCUUUUCGAUCAUUAAUUUCGAUCAUUGGACACCUACAUAUGAAUGCACUGUAAUGUUGUCUAACUUGGCUGCCAGAUGUUGAGUUGUCAGGUGUCGCCCAAUGUAAGAUGUGACUGUGUGUAUGUCAGGUAUGUGACUGUGUGAUUUUAUGACCGGAAAUGCUCACUGGUAAUAUUAUGACAUGCG